Molecule: messenger RNA, 514 nt
Organism: Micropterus dolomieu (smallmouth bass)
Lineage: Eukaryota; Metazoa; Chordata; Actinopteri; Centrarchiformes; Centrarchidae
Product: gamma-aminobutyric acid receptor subunit gamma-3-like
Exons: 4
Coding region: 197-514 (105 amino acids)
Biological process (GO): chloride transport; gamma-aminobutyric acid signaling pathway
Cellular component (GO): membrane
Molecular function (GO): GABA-A receptor activity
Source: RefSeq, a predicted model, not a curated record
AAGACGCCUGAGGGGAAGGAUUUAAAACAAAAAACGCCUGGUUUUAACAAUGAGUGAAAUUUCUUUUGGAUUACAAACUAUGAGGAGCUUUUCCCUCGCUGUAUCCUCUGAGCAGCUGUGACCACCGUGUCCAGACACCGACACGCGCCGUUCUCUGCCACAUCUCCGGGCUACUUGUUGUCAACCUGCGAGAAACAUGCCACCCAAAUUAUUGGCUUACGUCUCACUCCUGUCUGUCCUUCAUACAUGCUCUCUAACAAUCGAGUACGAGGAGGACUACGAGGAUGUCACUGUGAACCAAAUGCUGGCUCCUAAAUCACAGGAAACCGAUGCCACGAAUAUCCUCAACAAUUUACUGAAAGAAUAUGAUAAGAAACUGCGACCGGACAUCGGAGAAUUAUUGAAAAAUCAAAGGUGGAUUAUCUUCCUGACUGAGGAGCCAUUCAGCAGAGGAUGUGGUGGGAAGAUCCAAACCCACUCAGGAUCACAUGCAGGCCAACAGAGGGAGAGUUAA